GCGAGAGUCGAGAGCGGCCGGCCCAGACCUCCGCCUCCUCCGCCUCAUCCUGACAGCGGCCGCCGGCGGCGGGAGGAGGAGGAGCACCGCGCAGGCGCCCACGGCUUAAACUGAAGACAGCUCUUCAGUGUUCCCAGCUUGCGACAUGUUGGGCUUUUUGUGGAUCCUGUACAUGUCCAGGCAAAACUCCCACACAUUUUGAUGCAGCCUGGAUCAGACCCCUGCUGCAAACAGAAGAGCUGCCUCUGGCAAUAUUCAGAAGAACAUGACGCCCAAGAAGACUCACCAAUCUUUGUAUAAACCAUGGACCAACCGAGGAGAUUCCAGAGGAUCACCAGAUCUUUGCAAAUCCUUCAGCUGAACAAGCCCACCCUUCUGAACUCUUUCAUCCAGCAGAUUUCCUUUGAUUAUUCAUCACACCUUUAAAAGUGUUGAAAAGCUUCUGACCUUCUUUGAAAAACAGCUGAAGACAAACAUCUGUUGUGAAAUUAAUUCUUAACAGGCUUGAUACAUCAAGCAAAUUUCAGUGGAGUUAUUCUUGCCUCACACCAAUGGUGCAGUAGUGCUUGCAUGUGCAUGAAGAGCACAGUGAGUUACUGUUGGAAUGUUUUUGGCAUCUCAGGAAAGGCAGCUUCUCAAUGAGAUAAGUAUAUCUUUUGAGGAAUCUUUGCUGUACCGCUGAAGUAUUCCACCAGUGAAGAUGUCUGGAGAAGUGGUAAGAGCAAAUACAAGUGACCUCCAGAGCCAGGUACUCCUGUUGAAAAGUUAAGUUGUUUAAGAUCUGAUUUUAAGAGAUCCUGGAUACCUUCUAGAAGUUGCUGCCUAAAGUGUCUGCACACCAGGACCCUACAUAUUUUAAAUUGAGCAUGCAAAAACACAGCACUGAUGGGCACUCUUAAAUGUGGUGGCCUACGUGACUUCCUUGUAGUCACUUGGCAGUGCAAUAAUAGAAGUAGGAACACAGGAUUUCUUAUGUCUAUUGUGUCAAUUAGAACAAUACUGGUGAGAGCAACUAAGACCAAAAGCCUGGCCUUCAAAAUAUACGACUUGAAAGGAAAGACGCAUUUUUUUGGUAAGGUCCAAAUGUGUUUCAUUCGACUUUGCUGCUACUCCCAAAGUUUGGUUGUAAACAAGUAUGAUUUUUACCCUGGAAGCCACACAUCUGGAUUGCAGUGCCUGUAACUGUUUUCAUCAUCACAAGUAGUUACUUGCUUUAUAAUGUUCUGCGUGAGCAGAAAACAGCUUGUAAGAGGUAACCUGAGCAAACUCUAUAAUUGAAAAGCUUAAAUGUCUUCAAUUUAUGGCAGCAAGGUGGCCACAGCCUUUAACUUCCUCUGUAUGACCCUGAGGUCUUCAAAGUCUGCAUUUCUAGCCUUGCAGAGUUCUGAUUCUGAGUGCUCCCUCUCAAAAGUCCAUGCUGACUCUUUGUCCAGAUAGUUCAACUGUCCAAAGCAAUGCUGGACCAUGUGCUUUCAUGGGAGAUGAAUGUGAACAUGAGUUCACCUACAGCUGUAACCCUUUUUGUAGCUAUACAGCAAUAAAACUUGGAAAUUAAAUUCUGUACAUCAUAAAUAUAGUGAUGUAUCUGUCAGCAUUAUCAGUACUCAAUGCCAAAUGACAAAAUAAUGUUGCACCUGAAUAACUGUUUAAAUAACAGGUUGUUUCCUCACUGCACAGUUGGUGUAUCCUGGAGAUGCUGCACUGUGGAGGCUGCAUGUAUUUGAGUUUAUUAGUAUUUAAAAUGUUCUGUGCCCCUGAUUCCAUCCUCAGUUCUCCAAAUCAUGACAAGUGAUCACUAAAGAAGUCACUGGAAUGAACAGCCACUGAAUUCCAGUAUGGACAAGGAACCACGGAAAAGGACAGACUUCUAACCUCUGCACAUACAAAGCAGGGGUUUGGGGGUACAUGGCUGCUGACAGAAUGAGAAGGGGACAUGAGCUGUUCACUCUAAGGGACUGAGGACACCUGGAGAAGGCUGUAUUUGUUUGGAGGACCUGACAGACUUCACUGGUUCCCUGCCUUCCCUUGAAAAGGUCAUCCAAAAAGCCUUUCAAGUGUCCCAGUACGAUGGUGAUAAUGCUUUUGAAGUAUUUCAUAAAUUCCAUCCGAACAUCUUCAGGAUCUUCUUCCAAGUUGGAGUGUAUCAGUUUUAGCUUGUUCAGUGGGUAAGCUUUGAAGGAUCCUGUGAAAUGGGUGGAUAUACAACAUCACCAUCACUACACACCACCACAGCCAGAGAGCAGGACUUCCCGAGGGGCUGGGUCAGGCAGCAUGCUCCGGGUGUCACUCACCUCAGCCCCUGCGUCGGGCUGUAGCUGCCGAUCCCUUCUAUGCUCUCCGAAAUGAAGUUUGUCAACACCGACUUUCCAGACUGACAGGAAGUGAAGAUCCCGUGGCAUUGGUGUCACUAUACGGUUACACGGACAGUUUCCUGCCAAGUGCAGAAUGGGUCAGAAACGGUGAUCCAGCGAGUUUAUCAGAGCUGCCGAUGGCCAGGACCUUGUGCCAACUUAGUGAGUUACAGGACUCUCAUCAGGCCCACGUAUAAAAUGUCCUACCGAACUGUGACCACGCUGGAGUGGAGGUGCUGCCCUGGCUUCACGGGGAGCAACUGUGAAGAGGGUUCAUCUGGCCGCCAGCACGGCUCCUUUCCCAACCAGGACCAAUGCAUGAACUGCACGAGACUAGCGGAUAUGACUGAGAGGCUGAACACGCUCGAGGCCAAGAUCCUCCUGCUUGAGGAAGCAGAGCGAAGCCCACCGUUGGAAAACAACCUGCCCAUCACUGGGACUACAGCCACAUGGUAUGAUGAUUUGCUACCAGAUGCCUUUCCCUUGCUGAAUCCUGGGACUGUCCUGAGAAAAACAGUGGGACCUGUUGAGCCUAAAGGACACAGAGGUGCACAGGAGCAGCUAAUACCACAGGGGCUGCCAGGACAGGUUGGACCUCCAGGCCCAGUUGGACCAACUGGUCUUCCAGGACCACCAGGACCAAAAGGAGAGAAGGGACAGCCUGGUGAGAGGGGCCCAGCAGGGCCACCAGGGCUGUUGGGACCUCAAGGACCGAGAGGACUGCCAGGAGAAACAGGGAUCCCAGGUCCCCCAGGUCCUCCAGGGCCACCAGCCACCCCAAGCCUCCCUCUUACCUUCCAACAAGGAGUUCUCUACUCACUCCAGCCCACAGCUGAAAAAGAAAUCAGAAACAUCAAACGUAGGCCAGAAGCUAAACUGCCACGUGCUGUUGCUGAGGCUGCUGCUACGAAGAUCACUUGCUGCCACUUCAAAAUGCAUGGAUCAGAUGGAGAACCCCAGCUGGCCUCCACCGUCAUCGACACCAUCAUGGCUGGCCUGCCAGGACCACGGGGAGCCCCAGGCCCUGUUGGGCCACCAGGGCCUCCAGGAGCAUCAGGACCCAAAGGGCCACCAGGACCUGUCGGAGUCCCUGGAUCACAAGGCUUACCAGGCUCUCCAGGACAACCUGGACCAAAGGGCUCCAAAGGAGACCGAGGAGAGAGAGGACAAGCAGGUCUGGCUGGAGAGAGGGGCAUUAAGGGAUUUCCUGGUGAACCAGGCAAGAAGGGUGAGGAAGGUGACAAAGGUGCUGAUGGGGAAGGUGUUCAACAACUUCGAGAAGCUCUGAAGAUUUUAGCUGAGAGGGUGUUGAUUCUUGAGCACAUGAUAGGAAUUCAUGACUCUUUAUCUUCCAUUGAGCCAGGCUCUGGACAGGAUGUGAUCCUGGGCUCCCCUCUGCGAACCAGCAUCAAGAUCAAACGUGGAGGACCGCAGCAGCCACAGGCCUACCAGAUCCUCUCUUCACUGCUGGAUGGGAGUGAAGCCAAAAGGAGAAGCAAUCGGAUGAAGUAGGAACAUCUCUGUGUUCUCCAUGUCUGUUCACCAAUUAAAGAUACAGUUAAAGAUACAGUAUCCCAGUGCUUAAUUGCAAAGUGCAAAUGGAGUCAGUAGAAGGCUGCAGUGUUGGCAAUGAGGUUUCCUUACCUGGCCAAUACUACACCCUCAUUGCAGGAAAUGCCUUAUUCUUAUAACAAAUAGCUCAGAGAGGGUCUGAUGAACAUUUGUCCUGAUUUUGUUGUUUUGCCUUUGGAACAGCAGAUAGCAGGUAUCCUUGGAAGCUGUCUACAGAAAUGACAUCUCCUGACUGUCUCUGCAGUUUAAUCCUCCCUUUGUUUUCUCACUGCCCUUGAGAGUUACUCAGUUGCAGAACUGCUUAACUGGCUGAGACAAUCAAUCCCAUCUAGACUCAAAGUCAAGCCUUACCCUUGUCCAUUGGUAUAGUGGAUGGCAUCCACUCUUAUUUUAUGUAGUGGUGUCAUGCUUACUUUCAGGUGAAGAUGCCACUUCCACAGACCAUUAAAGCACGACUUGCAAGGAUUUCUUUUAAGGAAAGAGCAAUUAAAACUGUUACUUUGAAAAUUCAGGUAACGCUUUGGAUUUUAGCAUCAAAAACUUGGCUUUUCAUGUUGCUAAUUGCAUGUGAGCGGCGUUAUUUCUGUUUGUGGUUGGCUAAGCAAGGACUUUAGAUGCAAAUGUUCAUGGCAGCAGGUAUUUCUAGCUAUAUUCAGUGGUAUUAGAUUGUUUCUGUGAAAACAUAAAGCAGUUUGUAUGAGGUAUGAUGGAAUUGUGCAAGAAUUUUCCCAUACUGUGUUCAGCUUGUGCGUACAUCCAGGGGUAAUUAAUGUAAGUAGCAGCAGUAGCUAUUCACAGAAGAGGGUAUUUUGCAAUAGUUUCUUAAUCCUGCAUCAAUAAGGAACAAUGUUUUCACACUGUUUCAUUUUUCUCUUGUGAAUAAAUCCUUGCUACUUGAAUCUGGAGACGGUGUACUAGCAAACCACAGCCUAAGGAAUUAGUCUUGUCAAGAGCUUAUCUUGCACUGGGAGUUAAAUACAAAAUCAGUUUACUUUCUGCAAUAACUUGUUCUUUUGGGGGGAAUUCCCAGCUUUCAGGGUUAGGAAGUUGAGCCUGCCCUUCAGUGACACAUGAAUCACUGCACCUGCUGUGCAAACCACAUUGGACAAGUUGAUGCCAUUCAUGUUGACAGUGAGUACAAAGGGUGAGACUAUUCAAUGGUACCAUUUUUUCACCCAUUUUUAACACACCCCAUGCCUAAAACAGUUUCCAGAUUCAGCCCAGGAUGAAAAUGAGCAAACUGAGUUUGUGAUUUUAUAACAUAAGUCAGGUAAAUGGGUCACAUCCUAUUUGGUUCCUAGUGCAAGACAGAGCUACCUGACAAUGCAAACAGCACAGCACUGCUGCAGUAUUUCCCUCAAAAGCUGUUGCAAAGACCAACAACUGUAGGGUCUGUGUAUUCAGCAGCCCCUUGUACCCAGUUAUCUUCCUAAGGCAAAACCAGCAGCAUGGGGUACAUUGGAAAUAAAGCUUAAAAUGAAGGAGCUCUGCCAGCCUGUCAUUAGCCACACAUUAAAUUAACUUUCCAUAUACACAGUAAACAGGGUGGACGUACAAAGAGCUCAGAACACCCAAAUCUUUCCUCUGAAGAGCGCUGUAUUUUCAGAAAGGAACAGGUUCCAUUGGGAUGAUUGAAUUCACUGAUGUGAAACUAGUGAAAAGAUGUUUCCCCAUUUACAGGCUGAUUUUAGUGCAGGAAUUGAGAAGUACUCGAUCACCUCUCUGUCCUGAUCAUGUAUGCACCACAGGAAACGGCUGGUGGCUUCCAGGGAAAAACCCUUGCACUUACCAGUAGGUGUUGGACAGUCAGGCCCUGGAGACAGGCAAAAUCCCAGUUCAGUCCAGUGGUGGGCACUGGGGGGGUUGGUGGUGGCUGUAGUCACCUGCCACAUGGAGAGUGUGUCCUUAUGGCAGCUCCAGGAACCAACCCAAACCUUUAAAAAGGGAAACAGCAAAAUUCCAUUGCACUGGUCCUGUCACUCUGGGGUUGAAUUUGGGGAACAGAGAGUGCAGUGAGGCCAUUUCACUUCCCUGGCACUUUGGAGCCUUCAUGCUGAAUGGAAAGAGAAAUUUCUCUUCCUCCAAGUUUGUCAUCCUGAAUUCAAAACUAUUGCAUUAGAUUUAUGAGGACUCUCUUCAAGUCAUUCAUAUUGACUAGGAUUUGGGAUUUUAAACGAUUUAAAACAAAUUACUGGCAAGAUGAAUGGAAACAGAAUGGAAGUUGUUUGCAAUGAAUCCUGCCAAGUCAAUUGUCAAAAGACUGGUUAGAUUUGGGUUGCAACUGUUUUCAUUACUGACUUUCCCACAUUUCUGUAUGAGCUAUGUGGUUCUUUUUCUCCCCAUGCUUUGAUUUAUUCAGCUACAUCUCUCUGAUGUGGUACUGUAUCUUUAACUUGGGUGGCAGUAGGAUUAUACCAACUGGACUCUCUUUUCUCAGCUGGGAUUUCAUUCCUCUCUACUUACAUAAGGGUUGGACCACGCUGUUGUGCAGUCCCAGUUUAGUUAUGUUUUAAAGGUGAGCACAGCCUCACACCCUGACAUUGAUGAUAUUUAUCACUACGCAAACCACUCCAACUACAUCUUCCAGCUUAGGCAGGAGCUAAGGUUCAUUUUAGCCAGGCCAUGUAAAGCAUCUUGCCAUGUCUGUAACUUAGAGAGUGGAUUUAUUUUGAAUGCGUGCUCAUUUAGAAAUAUACUUUAAUUGAAAUGUUUAGUGCUUUCUCUUACCCACUGUGCAAUUCCAUAGUGUGUGCCUUUCCUUUUCUUUUCUUUUCCUAUUCUGAAUGUUUCUCUGAGCUCCAGUGUGGAUUUGACUUGGAUUGGUUCUGGUUGUAGUAACACAUUUUCCUUGCCUUGAGCUAACCAGAAGCAGCAGCAGCGCAUUGCACAACCACAGAUCUUUGCAAUUCAUGCACCCUCAUGCUCACCAGCAAUCCAGAACUCCUGGGAGGAGGAGAAUGCUUCUCUCCAGAGUAUCUAAUUUGCACUUACUGUAAAGAAUUGAUGACAACCCAGGGAAACAGGAGUUCAUUAGAGAGAAGAGCCCUCGCCUGCUCCCACCAAACUCCACAGUAAUUUUGCCAUCAACUUUCAAAGAAACAGGCCCUAAAAAUCAGGUCCAGUUCUCAAGCUAGCGUGGGCUGGUGCUGCUCAGUGCAGCCAAGCAGAGGGCACACGAGCAGCUUGCUGAGGGUUCAGCUCUGGGCUGGGGGCUCAUUCCCAGUCUCUUCAAUUGAACUAUUUUAAUGUAGGAACCUGACCACUGUGACAAAGGCUUCUAAAAGACAAUCAGCUUCUGGAAUUACUGCCCAAUACAAUCUAUUGGAAAUCCAUUCUCCUCCAUGUUUACAGCUUGUCUGAGUCAGGAUUACAUUCCAUUCCAGUGCUUGGUGGUCCAGGGGAUUAAAGUACUCACAGUGUCUGCAACUGCAUUGGAACCAAGCAAUUCAGAGGUGCUAUAACUGUUCACAAGGCACAUUCCCAUCCGAGGCAAUGUUAACUUUUUCACUAGUUAUUUUACACAGUAUUUUCUUUUAUUUAUAUCAGUGUGUUCUGUAUGUGUGCAAAUGGUUCUGGCUUCCCUUAUUGUAAUAAGCUUUACAGCCAUUUGGUCUUUUACAGGGCAGCCAUACGCAGUAUCUAGCAAUCAUGUGUAGUUUCUUAACUUAGAGCAAGACUAGAUCUCAUCUAACAUGAUAAAGUCCUCUAUGGCAGGCUCUAAUGUUUGUUGUAAACACAACCUGUUUGUUCCACCUCUUGCAUGGUUACUUACCUGUUUGCAUAUUGCUAUGUUAUUGUUCAAAAUAGCUAUUUCUCUUUAUUCGCUAUGGGGUUUGUUACUGUAUAUGGAAUGUUUUGUAUUCAGCAUUUUCAUACAGAGCAGAGUGGGAAAAGUAUUCAAGAACCCACAAAUACCAAAGACCUUUCAUGUAAUGCACUGAGAAAUAAACAUACUGUAAAGGAA
Messenger RNA from Melopsittacus undulatus (budgerigar), 7887 nucleotides. It is a transcript of the gene COL26A1, whose product is annotated as collagen type XXVI alpha 1 chain. Gene Ontology annotation, biological process: extracellular matrix organization. The transcript has 24 exons. The record is from RefSeq and is a predicted model, not a curated record. Bases 2550 to 3863 code for a protein of 437 amino acids. Gene Ontology annotation, molecular function: extracellular matrix structural constituent conferring tensile strength; protein binding. NCBI's taxonomy places the organism in Eukaryota, Metazoa, Chordata, Aves, Psittaciformes, Psittaculidae.